Physella acuta is the source of this 2767-nucleotide messenger RNA. RefSeq names its product ADAM 17-like protease. Gene Ontology annotation, molecular function: metalloendopeptidase activity. Gene Ontology annotation, biological process: Notch signaling pathway; membrane protein ectodomain proteolysis. Lineage: Eukaryota; Metazoa; Mollusca; Gastropoda; Physidae. The record is from RefSeq and is a predicted model, not a curated record. Gene Ontology annotation, cellular component: plasma membrane.
AAAAUAUCAAGACUUGCUAGAUUAUUCUAGCUCUAGAAGCUACUCAGUUAUUCAACUUACUUGAACUUGGCAAUGCGUUUUCUGUCAUUCUCGCUGAUUUGUAUUGUUUUCCCAGCUUUAAGUAUACCUCCUUUAAAAUAUUAUGAAACCCUUACCCACAUUAGCGUUUCAACUCAUGUUAAAAGGUCCGAUGGGAAUCAAAUUUUAUUAAAGCAUCUGAAAUUUAAAAUGUUCAGCAGACUGUUUCAUGUGUCACUUAAAUCAGGCACUGAUGUACUAGCCAAAGGAUUUAAAGCACAUCUUGUUCAUGGAGAUGGUAGGAUGACCUCUUAUUACAUAGAUCAAAGUAAAAUCUUCACUGGACAUCUUUCAGACAAUACAGAAUCAUCAGUAAAUGCCCACAUAGAAGAUACUCUCUGGUUUAUCAUUAUUUUUGAUGGCAAUGAAACUUAUACUGUGGAGCCUGCAAGAAACCUUUUAAAACCUUAUGAAAACCUUCAUAAUGACACCCUUAUUGCUUACAGAGGUUCAGACUUAAAGAGCGAAGGAUCUCACUGUGGUGUUAAAUAUCCUGAAGAUUUUGCAGGGCUGCAUGUUAGACAGAGUAGAGGAACAUUUGCUCAUCAUAGUAAAGGCAGUGCAAAUCGUCCUAGAAGAGAAGAAAAUAGGGAUACCUGCUCCAUGUACUAUGUGGCAGACUACCAUUUCUUCUCUAGGCGCUGUAGGAAACAGUACCUAACCUGCUCCUCCCUGAUGAUUACUUUUGUGGAAAAUGUAAAUGCAAUAUAUAGAAGGUCCAGAUUUGUAGACAGGAACUUUCAUGUUAUUGAAGGCGCAGGUCUUCAGAUAGGGAUGCUAAUUUUGUAUGUGACUCCAACAUAUUCAGCAGACACUAUACAGCCUCACUUCAAUGCCAAAGAUAUUAGGUGGGAAAUGCGAAAUAAACAUAAAUCAUUUUCGUAUUUUACCAGUUACGUUGAAGAUUUUUACUGCCACCACCACUUACUGACUAGUUAUCCGAUGCCCGGCCGUAUAUUAGGAAUGGCCUACAUAGGGGGAGUAUGCCAUUUGCCUGUGAGAGGUUAUCUGGUAAUGAACACUGGAGUCUCGUCAGGUAUAGACAGCCUGGAUGGUGACAUACCAAGUCUACAGUUUAACCUAGUGAUGGCACACGAAGUUGGUCACAUAUUUGGGUCAAAUCAUGACCCAGACACAGGAGAGUGUUUGCCUCCCACAGAAGAUGGUGGCAGGUAUCUGAUGUGGGAUAGAGCUGUCACGGGGCAGAACCCUAAUCACAAGGUACUCUCCCCUUGUUCUCUGAGAGAAAUUGGUGAUCGAUUGAGUUAUGCCUACUGCUUAGUAGAAAAAAGUUCCAUUUCUUAUUUCUGUGGUAAUGGGAUUGUAGAUCCCGGUGAAGAGUGUGAUGCUGGAGCCUUAGGCAUUGCUAAUGCUGAUGAUUGCUGCACUAGUAGCUGCACAUUGGCACCUGGGGUACAGUGUAGUGACAUGAACACCGAGUGCUGUCAGAACUGCAGGAUGGCAAAAAAAUAUCACGAGUGUUACAACAGUGGCAAUAUAGAGUGCAAGAAAAGGAGUGUUUGCAGUGGAAAUAGCUAUUCCUGUCCCCUACCAAAGAAUGCUCAGGACUGGACUCCGUGUUUUGAUGGAGGUUUAUGCUACAGAGGAAGAUGUCUAGGAUUCUGUGAGGUCAAGUCUAUAAAAGAAAAUGUGUCCUUGAAAUCUUGCAUGUGUCAAGGUGACAAUGCAUGCAAGUGGUGUUGUUUUGAUUACAGCUCACCCAAUCAACCAGGCCCUUGUAAGCCAUAUUCAGAUCAAAUUUUAUUGGAUGGACGCCCUUGUUACUAUGGUUACUGCGAGGGGGGAGAGUGUAAGAGAAACAUCACAUCAACCAUUAUGAGGAUAUAUUCCUACCUACAGACCAUCCCAUCAUCAAGCUACAGUUUUGGUGAAUUCUUGAAGUCAAAUAUUGUUUUAAUGGUCAUCUUAGUGGUUUCUUUGUUUUGGAUACCAAUUUCCUGGGUAGUUUAUAACUUAGAUUCUGAAAGUCGGGAGAAAGUUGAGAGGAGAUUUUUCUGCAUUUUCCGAUACAAUUUAGCUGCUGUUAAUAAAGCUCACAUUAAGAGGAUCCAGCAAGUAGCCAAUGUUAUUCAAGUGAAAGAAGAUAAACAGUUCUUAAUUGAGAGCCAAGACACCACAAGACAUAGUGAAGAUUCCGAAGCCACCUCUGUCAAGACAGACACCACAGUUGAAGGAACCACCUUCUCUGAAAAGCUCAGGCGUCCAACAAAAAGACAUAAAAAAAUAAAAGUUCCGCCACAGGAAAAUGAACCCAAAGAAAGUUUGGUUGCCUGUAUUCAGGGCCCAUUUAUAAGGAAUGCAUCAAUCUCUGUUAGAAAGGCUUCAGAUCAAGAGUCUGUAGAAGGCAAUGUGUCAGGGUCUUCAGGUGGGGACCCUAGUUUGUCAACAGAGCUCCAAACACUAGACAAACCUAGGCAGGAUUCAACUAACAUAAAGUGAUUCGUUGAAUCUUUAGAGAGCAAGCCAGCAUUGGAAUUUUAUUUUGUAGAAGUGAUUGCAUGAAGACAGUCCAAUACAGAAAAAACUCUAUUUUUGUUGUGACAUUGAAAUUUUUUUUUUUUUUUUUUUAAUAAAGGCCCUAAGAGUAAUAAUACAUUUUUUUAUAAAUAAAGUAGCAGUAACACUUUAAUUAGCUAUAUAACCCAUGCACAUUAUCUAGCUUUUACUU